Messenger RNA from Striga asiatica, 1668 nucleotides. The record is from the annotation of a GenBank genome assembly. Lineage: Eukaryota; Viridiplantae; Streptophyta; Magnoliopsida; Lamiales; Orobanchaceae.
AUUUAAGCCGAAUUUCAUCUGAGGCUGAGCUUCAUUCUCAUUUUUGCUCUUUUAUACGCGAGGGGCGGAAAACAACUGAGGUCUCUUGCUUUCAGGGAUAGAGAGAGAGAGAAUCUGUUGACAAGGGCAGGAGGGGAAGAGACUCUUUUCUUACCGAAGCCUAAAAAGAUCAUAUUAAGAGAUGGCAGAAGCAGAGGAUAUUCAGCCCCUUGUUUGUGACAAUGGAACUGGAAUGGUCAAGGCUGGAUUUGCUGGAGAUGAUGCUCCAAGGGCUGUGUUCCCCAGUAUUGUGGGCCGUCCUCGUCACACUGGUGUGAUGGUUGGUAUGGGCCAAAAAGAUGCUUAUGUUGGUGACGAAGCCCAAUCCAAGAGAGGUAUUUUGACACUCAAGUACCCGAUUGAGCACGGUAUUGUCAGCAACUGGGAUGACAUGGAGAAGAUUUGGCAUCACACGUUCUACAAUGAACUCCGCGUGGCUCCAGAAGAGCACCCGAUUCUGUUGACUGAAGCUCCUCUUAAUCCCAAGGCCAAUCGUGAAAAGAUGACUCAAAUCAUGUUUGAGACCUUCAAUGCCCCUGCCAUGUAUGUCGCUAUUCAGGCCGUUCUCUCCCUCUAUGCCAGUGGUCGAACAACUGGUAUUGUUCUGGAUUCUGGUGAUGGUGUGAGCCACACUGUCCCCAUCUACGAAGGAUACGCUCUCCCACACGCAAUCCUUCGUCUCGACCUUGCUGGCCGUGACCUCACAGACCAUCUCAUGAAGAUACUCACUGAGAGAGGCUACUCCUUCACCACGACUGCCGAGCGUGAAAUCGUGAGGGACAUCAAGGAGAAGCUGGCUUACAUAGCCCUGGACUACGAGCAGGAGCUGGAGACUGCCAAGACUAGCUCCGCAGUCGAGAAGAACUACGAGCUGCCAGACGGGCAGGUGAUCACCAUUGGGGCAGAGAGGUUCCGCUGCCCGGAGGUCCUCUUCCAGCCGUCCAUGAUCGGGAUGGAAGCUGCCGGAAUUCACGAGACUACUUACAACUCGAUCAUGAAGUGCGAUGUGGAUAUUAGGAAGGAUCUGUAUGGGAAUAUUGUGCUGAGUGGCGGGUCGACUAUGUUCCCGGGCAUUGCAGACAGGAUGAGCAAGGAGAUCACGGCUUUGGCACCCAGCAGCAUGAAGAUUAAGGUGGUGGCCCCACCUGAGAGGAAGUACAGUGUCUGGAUUGGAGGUUCUAUUCUCGCCUCCCUCAGCACAUUCCAGCAGAUGUGGAUAGCCAAGGCUGAGUAUGAUGAGUCUGGGCCGUCAAUCGUCCACAGAAAGUGCUUCUAGAAAUGUAUGUGAUGGAAGUUGAAGAUGCUGCGGGUCGAUUGCUUUUUUCCUUGUGGAUUUCGUCUUGUUCUUGCCUAUGGGUCCUUUUCUUCUUUCUCUUCAGGUUGAGAAAAACAUUGGAUAUGGAGAAAGUACUCAAUUUAUUAUCCCACCUUUAAGUUUGUAGAAGAGUUGUGUAAUUUGAAAGGGCACUAAAUGUUUUUUUUAUUCAAGUUUUUGGAUGAUUGGACACCUGAGAUUUCUAUGGUGUGUUUAAUUAUCUGUUUAUUGGCUUUCUAUUUGCUACAUUGCCUUUGGUUUUUAUGAAGUAUGAAAUUCGUAUUUACAUAUAUCAUGUAAAAACUCUUAAUUAU